GAAAGAAAAGAGGAGGGGUGCUUAAGAGAAGAGUGUAAUAGGAAACCAGUCCACCCAUCUCACUCUCACUCUCUCUCUCUUUACCUCUCUCAACCUCUCACUUCCCUGUCCCGCUGUCAGCUGGAUGGAAUAACACCUCUCUCUACUCUCACUGUGGAAGUUAACACUGUAUUUGUACGUCUCUGGCUACGGUACCGAUCCGCUCUCUCAGGACUGAUCCUGGUCUGUGAAGACAGCAUAGGACGCCUCAGAAGGUUUGAGAGUCUUGGCUGGUUCGACUGGUUUUGGGCACUUGUCUAGCUGGAAAACGUACCACUUUAAUCUGUGAACCGAAUUCCACAGAUAGCCGUUAAACAUUUAAAGAGGUGGGCUGCCCUGAGUUGACCCUCAGCAGUCAUGGGGAGGUCAAGAGCGAUGUGGGUUCGGCCGCUGGGGAAGGCCGUGCAGUUGUUCUCUACCCUCCUCCUGUUUGUUACCUGCAUCUAUGGUCUUUCUCCACCACAGCCGCGAGUCUUCUUGACAUUUCAAGAACUACAGAAAACCCAGUCCUUUGAGCACUACACUUUGUCCGAGAAGCCCAUGGACUACAGGAUUCUUUUCAUGGAUGAAGAUCAAGACCGGAUGCACGUGGGCUGUAAGGAUCAUCUACUCUCAAUGGAUAUCAACAACAUUACCCACGGCACGUUGAAGAUCUUCUGGCCAGCGUCCACCAGUAAGGUCGAGGAAUGUCAGAUGGCUGGCAAAGACCCCACACACGGCUGUGGAAACUUCUUACGAGUAAUCCAGCCCUAUAACAGAACGCAUCUGUUCAUCUGCGGCAGUGGAGCCUACAGUCCCGUGUGUGCAUAUGCUAACCGUGGCAGACGUCCUGAGGAGCAAGUAUUUCACAUCUCUUCACGAGCCGAAUCAGGCAAAGGAAGGUGUUCAUUCAACCCACAAGUCAACACUGUUUCAGUCAUGCUGAACCAAGAGUUGUUCUCUGGAAUGUACAUUGACUUCAUGGGGACUGAUGCGGCCAUCUUUAGAAGUCUGACCACCAGAAAUGCAGUGAGGACGGACCAACAUAACUCCAAGUGGCUGAGUGAGCCGGUGUUUAUUGAUGCCCACUUGAUUCCUGACGGCUUGGACCCGAACGACGCCAAGCUUUACUUCUUCCUGCGUGAGAGACUGACUGACAGCAGUGGAAACACUAAAAACAUCCACACCAUGGUGGCCCGGGUGUGUCCAAAUGAUAUGGGUGGACAACGCAGUCUGGUAAACAAGUGGACCACAUUCUUGAAGGCUCGCAUGGUGUGUUCAGUUCUGGAAGAGGAUGGUACCGAGACCCAUUUUGAUGAGCUUGAGAAUGUGUUUCUUUUGGAGACGGACAACCCAAAAGGCCUGCUCGUCUUUGGAGUCUUCACCUCCACAAGUUCUGUAUUUCGAGGCUCGGCUGUUUGUGUGUACAACAUGGCCGACAUCCUGACGGUUUUCAAUGGACCGUUUGCGCACAGAGAAGGGCCCAACUUCCAAUGGGUGGCUUUCCAGGGCCGGAUCCCGUACCCACGACCGGGAACUUGUCCCGGUGGCGCGUUCACGCCUCACGUCCAGAGUACUAAAGAGUUUCCAGAUGAUGUCGUGACAUUCGUGAGGAAUCAUCCGGUCAUGUUUAACCCCAUUUACCCGGUCGGCAGGAAGCCCUUGGUGGUGCGGACGCAUGCAGAUUACAAGUACACCUCCAUAGCUGUGGACCAGGUCCUGGCUGCGGAUGGCCACUACCAGGUCCUCUUUCUGGGCACAGAUAAAGGCACAGUGCAGAAGUUGGUGGUUCUGCCGUCAAAAGGCUCUCUGGAUGAGGAUCUGAUCCUGGAGGAGCUGGAAGUGUUUAAGAAGCAGUCUCCCAUCACCAACCUAAGAAUCUCUUCUAAAAAGCAACAGCUUUACGCUAGCUCUGAGCACGGGGUAUCCCAGGUGUCUUUGCACCGCUGUAACGCGUACGGCUCUGCCUGUGCUGACUGCUGUUUAGCGCGGGACCCAUACUGUGCUUGGGACGGAAUCAGCUGUUCCCGAUUCUACCCCACUGGCAAGAGGAGAAGCAGAAGGCAGGACAUUAUGCAAGGAAAUCCACUGACGCAGUGCAGAGGCUUUAAUCUGAAAGCCUACAGGAAUGCAGUGGAGAUGACCCAGUAUGGAGUUAAAAACAACACCACGUUCCUGGAGUGUCAACCCAAAUCUCCUCAGGCGUCAGUUAAAUGGCUCAUUCAGAGAGAUAAUGAUCGGAGGAAAGAGGUGAGGCUGACCGAUCGAGUGGUGUCCACCAACCACGGUCUGCUCAUCCGCUCCGUACAGUCUUCGGAUCGCGGUCUGUACUACUGUCUGGCCACUGAGAACGGUUUUAAACGCACGCUGGCAAAGAUCCAUCUGCAGGUGCUGAGCGAGGCUCUGGUCAGCGCUUUGAGCGACAAACGGCAGUCUCCCUGGGGCUGGGCGGCCGCGUUGCAUCCGAAAGCCCUGGUUAAUGCCUUCAGCCCAGCUGAGACGUUAGCCAUGCAACAGUACUGCAAAGAACGCAAACAGCUGCAGAGUAUACAGAACCUACAGAGCCCCACGAGAGGUGAUCUGGGAAAACUCAAACCGCUGCUGGAUCAUAGGAAGAGCAGGAACCGUCGAAACCAUUUAGUGGAGCAGUAGAUAGGCGGAGGUUUGUAAAAAAGACUUGGAGAUGAAGGGAAGAAAGCAUCAAGGAUAAAAAGGUACAAAGACAUUUAAGAAGGAGGAGAACGGGAGGUAAUCGAUGGAGAAGAUAUGAACCUUCUCUUGUGCUUCCUGUACAAAGGUCUUACGUGCAUGUGUCAUGUUUCAUGCUGCACUAUACAAGAGCUCAAAACGUCAUAAGGUAGUAUUGUUAUUUAGGUUGAACUUUUCCAGAACAAACCAGAAAAUAUUGCAAGUCCAAAUUAAGUUUAAGUGGAGAUCCUGUGAAAUGAGCGUUUUUUUGUCCUGCGUUUACAUUUUUUUCGUAAUAGGAAGUUAAAAUGAAACAAGUUUGUCACUGUGCAGUCGAUAAUCUUCCGGAAGAGCCAUUGUUAGGACUGUUUAUUGGAUGAAACACAAGCGUCAUCAGUAAAGUUUUCCAGAGAGAAAGAGUGUACAUUUAAAGGAAUAGUUCACCUUCAAUAUGAAAAUGCUGUCAUCAUUUCUGACUUAUGCAAAACACAAAAGAAGAUAUUUUGAAAAAUGUUGGAAACCAAAAACCGUUGGUCCUUGUUGACUUCUAUUGUAUGGACACAAAACCACGUUUUGGGGACCAACGUUUUUUUUUGUUACCAACAUUUUUCUAAAUAUCUUCUUUUGUGUUCCGCAGAAGAAAGAAAGUCAAAAGGGUCUGAAAUGACAAGAGGGCGUGUAAAUAAUGACAUCAUUUUCAUUUUGAAGGUGAACUUUUAUUUUAAGCGUGUGUAUCUGCUUAAAAUUACAAACACUUUAAAUGUGCAUUACAUAUGUGCAUCCACAUUAAAAGAUGAAACGAACUCAAUAGCAUUGAACCUUUAGUAUCACAAAGGAAAUUAUAAGGACAGAGAAAAAUGUUAUAUCAAUCCAAGCUUGAACUGAGGUCUGUUUACGGCACAUUUACCAGUAAACGUAAUAAAAAUCUUCAAUAAGUUUAACUGAACUACAGGGCUCUACAUUAAAUAUCAUUUGUAUUGCUCAUACUUUUAAUAUCGAUCAAUGGGAAUUCACCAUUGAAAUACAGGAAGAACUUGUUUUGUUACAAAUGGUUUGUUAUGGCCACUGACGGACCUAUGAGAAUAUACUGUAUCUUGGAAAUGAAAACGACACGCAUACCAAAGUACGUCAGCCCAGCUGGACCGCAGAUGUUAAUACAGGCCAGAAUACGAGGAGGAGUUAUACAGUACAUUAACUGUACCGUAUCUGACAGGUGGCUCACUUAGCCCAGUCUACAGAUCCUAUUGUUGUGCUUUGGGAAACUUAAUUCAAACUAGGUAGGCUCUUUAUUCAAAUGUGUAUAUUUAAAAUGUGUACAUGUGAAUAUUUUAUAUAGCAAAGUUUGGGAUGGUACACUGAACUAGAAUGGAUCGGAUUGGUCUAGCCACCUUCACUACAGAGGCACACACUAUCAGAAUAGUUCACCCAGCAUUCAAAUUCUUUCAUCAUUUACUCGCCCUGUUCCAACCCUAUACAGCCUUUUCUUCUGUGGAAAACUAAAGACGCUGAAUGCGCUUUAUACAAUGACAAGUGUACACUGUAGUGUGUAUCGCAGUCUUUAUACUCAUACCAUUGUUAAAAAAUAAGUGUAUUCACACAGAGAGUAUAGUUGUCAACGUUGCAUUUACAUUUGUAAUUAGAUCAAAAAGAUUGAUAGGGCCAAUAACCCAAAUUGGGCUAAUUUUGUGUAUUAAUGAGGUUGAUGCGAUUAUUGACGAAUAAAAAGAUGAUAUUUGGAAAGCGCUAUUCCCAUUGACUUCCAUUGAAUGGACACAAAACCACUAAGACAUUUCUCAAAAUAUUUUCUUUUGUGUUACACAGAAGAAAGAGUCAUAUACAGGUUUGAACAACAUGAGGGUGAAUAAAUGAUGACAAAAUUUGUAUUUUUGGGUGAACCGUCCCUUCGAGUCACGUUAAACGUUACUGCUUGACAUUUCCCCGAGACGCAAAGGUUUCUAAAACUGCAUAAAUAUGAAUAGGGGUGUUUUACACUUGGUGUUGGAGUUGCAAAGUUAUUUCAUUAAAACCCAGAGUGUAAAGCAGCGCUAACCCCAUUUCAAGAUUACAAGUGUGAAACGUUUCCUUACCAAAUGUUAAGUGGGAUUUAAAAUAAAAGAAUCCAGGUUAGUUUCAGUGUGAGAAACCCUCAUUUCUACAUUUCAGCCCAAUGAAGCAUGUGGUUGUGCACAUUGUUUUGUUGUUUUAAAGGCACGUGUUUUUGUGAAUGUUGUGUUUUUAUGUUUUGGUUUGCUCAGAGUGCACAGCUGUAAUGUGACCGUCGCACAUUAGCUGAUGCUUGUAGAAAUGUUUCAGAUUGUACAUGUUUUGAUGUUUGUGUAACUUAUGUGUUUUUGUAUUUCGAGUGCUUGUGUUUUUAAAACACGAGUCGGUUUGUAAAUAGUUUCAAAGUUCUGUUUCAGCUCAAAACUUGAUAUUCAGUUCACGCUUUUCUGUAUGAUUCUUAAAGUACAUUUAAUGCCUGAAUCGAAGUUUUAUGCCAAAAACAGAUGGUUUUGACUGCUGCUGCAUUUUGCAGAGAUACAAGUUUCCCGUUUUUAGAUUUCCUCUCUCCAAAAUGCUGUAAAAUGUUGUUUUAUUAUUAUACUAUAGCAAAUAUGAAGCUGUAUUCCAUGUGAAUGUUAAUGAUACUUUGAUCAAACGUCGUUAUUUGUGUAUUCCUAUUUAUUAAUGAUAUAAGCCUGAGCAACUGCAUUAAAACAUUUUCAACCUGA
Triplophysa rosa is the source of this 5438-nucleotide messenger RNA. It is a transcript of the gene sema3c, whose product is annotated as sema domain, immunoglobulin domain (Ig), short basic domain, secreted, (semaphorin) 3C. Lineage: Eukaryota; Metazoa; Chordata; Actinopteri; Cypriniformes; Nemacheilidae. The record is from RefSeq and is a predicted model, not a curated record. The transcript is spliced from 20 exons. Gene Ontology annotation, molecular function: chemorepellent activity; semaphorin receptor binding. The coding region runs from base 397 to 2670 and encodes 757 amino acids. Gene Ontology annotation, biological process: positive regulation of cell migration; negative regulation of axon extension involved in axon guidance; axon guidance.